Molecule: messenger RNA, 1455 nt
Organism: Cladocopium goreaui
Lineage: Eukaryota; Dinophyceae; Suessiales; Symbiodiniaceae
Source: the annotation of a GenBank genome assembly
AUGAGCAGGCUUCGCUUUCGUCGAGAUGCUGGUGAAGCAACAGGUUUCAUGCCUGAAUGGCGUGUGGCCAAUCGGUCCUUCACUGUUCCGCCAGAGUUUGCCCUUGGAUCUGCAGUGAAAAGGGUCACGGACUACUUUGCUUCCCCCCACAUGAAUUUGGAAUUCUCUGAAGAUGCAGCCCAGUGGCACACGUCAUACCAAGGAGGUCUCAAUGUGCAAAGCCACGUGGCACGAGAGAAAGGGGACACAAUGUCAGGUGCUAGGAUGGGAGCUGCACCUUGGCAGAUUGGGGUUCUCUCUGGAUGCCUUCUAGUGUAUGAAAUCUUUGCCGGGGUGUACUCAGCAGAGCAGCUGGAAGCAAGAUCUUUGCGAAUCACAGCAGACCAUUUGAAGAGGGCCUUUGCCUUGAUGAAAAUCGCUGGAUCCUCAGUUGUCCUGCACUGCCGUCAGAUACGCGUCCACGCGAUCAAGGCCAUUUCUUUGGGCGAGGAAGGAGAAGAACCUGGCCCAAACCAGCAAGUAGUCCCUCCACCUGAUGAUUUCUCCGCCUUGGAAGUGCCAGACCAAGAUUUUGAGCAGUCAGAGGCAGAGGCGCCAGCAGACGAGGAGCAAGUGGACAGCGAUGGGCGCCCUGACCAUGAAGAAGAUCAUGAUCAUGGGGAGGCAUCUCCGGCACAGCAGCCGCCUCCUGAACCAGCGCCGCUUCCACCAGUGCAAGGGCUCCAGCCACUCAAUAUCGACCAAGUGCGAUCGAUCGAUUUUGGUUAUGGCGAUCGUGGUCUUUCUGUUCAGCCCUGCUUGCACGCAAAGCACUUGACAGACAGGUACAUCGCCAAGAUGACAUUGCUACAUGGCACGCCAAAGAUCACCUGCAAGCAAGCCUGUGACGGGCUCCGCAGUUCCAGUGACAAAGGCCGCAAAGCGCUGCCUAAAACCAAUUGGAUGGCCGUCAUGACCAGUGCCUGCAAGGAAUGCCCGAUCCUCCAGCUGAGCGGUGAUGAGUUGCACGUGGCCAGAAUUCCAGAUGAUCCUGGCCUCCGUGUCCAGUACCACAACCAUCUGAUGACAUUGUGCGGUCUCACGCUGCGUGAGCUGGUUGGUUCCAUGACGCAGGCAGUGGAGAAAGCAAAGCAAGCUGCUGUCAAACAUGACAUGAAAGUGGUCAAGCACCGCGUGCGAGGUGACAAUGGCAUCGAACUUCGGCUCUCUGAGAUUGGGGGUGAAGGCAGAUCUGCAUGGGUCUCUGAAGGUUCUGUGAGCAAGGCUUUGCGGGAAGAGUACUUCAACAGGGCCGGUCAGGCACGGCAGAAGCAGCGGAAAAAAGUCGCCUGCAACCCUUGCCAGCUGAAGCCGAAGACGAAGGCAGCUCGCCAACUUUACUCCUUCCGGACUCCUCGCCAGAAGAUUUGCAAGCAGUCACGUGCGCCACACACAAAGAAGACAGAUCUGAUGUGA